Molecule: messenger RNA, 1262 nt
Organism: Cyclopterus lumpus (lumpfish)
Lineage: Eukaryota; Metazoa; Chordata; Actinopteri; Perciformes; Cyclopteridae
Product: RNA-binding protein with serine-rich domain 1-like
Exons: 8
Coding region: 129-950 (273 amino acids)
Biological process (GO): mRNA splicing, via spliceosome
Cellular component (GO): ASAP complex; nucleoplasm; cytoplasm
Molecular function (GO): RNA binding
Source: RefSeq, a predicted model, not a curated record
AUCACUAGGCGACGAGUUUUCUCCGGCCGCAAGUGGUUGAAUCGGAUUCACCUUCGACUGAAAAAAGAUGCGACGAGUUUUCUCCGGCCGCAAGUGGUUGAAUCGGAUUCACCUUCGACUGAAAAAAGAUGGCACCUUCACCCACAAAGCGGAAGGAGGAGGAAAAAACAAAAGACAGAGGCAAAGAAAAGACUAGUACCAAGGAAGGAGAUAAGGAGAGAGGACGGGAGAAAGCUAGGAAACGUCGCAGUGCCUCUACUGGCAGCAGCAGCUCUACUUCAAGCAGCAGCUCUGGUUCAAGCUCAGGUUCCUCAAGUGGAUCCAGCUCAUCCGGAUCCAGCCGCUCUGGUUCUUCAAGCUCUCGUUCCUCGUCUUCCAGCACCUCAGGAUCCCCCAGCCCCGGCCGCAGACGCCAUGACAACCGCCGCCGAUCCCGCUCGGCGUCUAAAACACAGAAGCGGGGUGAUGACAAGGAGCGAAGGAAAAGAAGCCCGAGCCCCAAACCAACUAAAGUUCACUUAGGGCGGCUGACCAGGAAUGUCACCAAGGACCACAUCCAGGAGAUCUUUUCCACUUAUGGAAAAAUCAAAAUGGUCGAUAUGCCAAUGGACAGGGUCCACCCACACCUGUCCAGGGGCUACGCUUAUGUGGAGUUUGAGACUCCUGAUGAGGCUCAGAAGGCCCUCAAACACAUGGAUGGAGGUCAGAUCGAUGGACAGGAAAUCAGUGCAUCUGCCGUGCUGACUCAACGAGUUCGUCCUCCACCUCGUAGACCUUCUCCCCCUCGCAGAAUGCCUCCGCCACCACCGAUGUGGCGUCGCAGUCCACCACGCAUGAGGAGAAGGUCUCGCUCCCCGAGGAGGCGGUCCCCAGUACGCCGCCGCUCUCGCUCCAGAUCUCCUGGUCGUAGGCGCCACCGUUCUCGUUCCAGCUCAAACUCCUCCAGAUAGACGAGUUUCCUUCCUCCUGAUACCAAGUGAUCUCUUCGAUUCUGACUCCAGAUCAGUUGGAGUUCCUGUUUUCCCAGAUCUCAUACAACUGCAUUGUAGCAAACAUAAACAUUUGCCUGCAUAUGAGUAUUUUCUUUUCAUAUUUUGUGUUUGGUUGAUCCUGAAAGCUGUCUCGACAUUUAUGUUGUGUUUCAAGCUGAGGUUGGGCUCCACUGAGAUCUACAAAUAUUUCUUUUAAACUGUGACCGACUUCUUUUUACCAUGUACUCAAAUUUUUAGACAUUUUGAAAAAUAAAAAAUUGCUGAAACGUG